AUGGGACUGAUGCCUUCUUAUUGUGAUCUUAAUAAGACAUGCUUAUCUUUUCCAAAGUGCUCAAUGUUGUUGAUUUUGUUGCAGGCUGCUCGAAUGCGUACCAUGUAUGGAAAUGAACCAUAUUGCCUGAAUCUUAUUGAUACCCCAGGGCAUGUAGACUUCUCUUACGAGGUUUCUCGUUCACUUGCUGCUUGUGAGGGUGCUCUUCUUGUUGUAGAUUCCUCUCAGGGAGUAGAAGCUCAGACGCUGGCUAACGUUUACUUGGCCUUGGAAAACAACCUUGAAAUAAUCCCUGUAAGGCCAUGCAAUAUAAUGAGAUUCUCAUCUAUAUGUGUUCUAAUAGCUUUCAAUUCAUUACUUAAAAGAUGUCUUCACUUCAGUUAA
This is a messenger RNA of Ilex paraguariensis (yerba mate), 384 nucleotides long. NCBI's taxonomy places the organism in Eukaryota, Viridiplantae, Streptophyta, Magnoliopsida, Aquifoliales, Aquifoliaceae. The record is from the annotation of a GenBank genome assembly.